Molecule: messenger RNA, 954 nt
Organism: Polypterus senegalus (gray bichir)
Lineage: Eukaryota; Metazoa; Chordata; Cladistia; Polypteriformes; Polypteridae
Product: olfactory receptor-like protein OLF4
Exons: 1
Coding region: 1-954 (317 amino acids)
Biological process (GO): G protein-coupled receptor signaling pathway
Cellular component (GO): membrane
Molecular function (GO): G protein-coupled receptor activity; olfactory receptor activity
Source: RefSeq, a predicted model, not a curated record
AUGAAUCAAAGCAAUCAGAUUGUACAUGAGUUCAUUAUGGUUGGUUUCCCAGGAAUUCAGGACAGAUACAGCAAAAACAUUCUUUUUGGAGUCCUGCUGUUGGUGUAUCUUUGUAUCGUUCUUGGUAAUCUCCUUAUAAUGUUUGCUUAUCUGUCUGACCAGACCAUGCACACCCCCAUGUACAUGCUGAUAUUUAGCCUUGCACUGUUAGAUUUGAUGAGCUCCACCACGACGGUUCCUAAACUGCUGUCUAUUCUCACCUUAGAAUCUGCCAUGAUUUCCAUCACCGCCUGUUUCACUCAGAUGUUCCUUUAUGGAAUUCUCAAAGCUGCCGAGUCCUUUCUCCUUGGGCUUAUGGCUUAUGACCGAUACCUCGCCAUCUGUAAGCCUCUACACUAUUUCAGAAUUACAAAUAACAACCUGGUUUGGAAACUCAUAUUCUGCUGUUGGGCCAUUGCUUUCUGUGUUGUGGUCACUCCAGUGACACUGACUGUCAAGUUGCCAUUCUGUGGACCCAACAAACUAGUUCAUUUUUUUUGUGAACAUUCCACAGUGAUAAAGUUAGCUUGUGGAGACCACCUCAUCAGCACUUACACUGGCCUCAUUGUAAGUCUCUUAGUCAUGGUUGCCCCCUUGUUUUAUGUUGUUUAUUCCUAUAUAAAGAUUCUUAAGUCGGUUUUUAAAAUUGAGAGCUCACAUGGUCGACUGAAAGCCCUUUCAACCUGCAGCUCACACCUUCUGGUCCUUUCAGUUUUCUAUCUCAUUGGUUCAGGUGUCUUAAUUUUGAGCAAAAUUCCGAAUAGCCCUGUAGAUGUGCAUAUCAUGGCGGCACUCCUCCAGAAUGUCACGCCACCCUUAGUGAACCCGAUAAUCUACUGCCUGAACACGAAGGAGAUGAAGGCCCGUUUCAUGAAGUUGCUAACAUUAAAAAGGAUAUCUCCUCACAGACAUUAA